Molecule: messenger RNA, 290 nt
Organism: Tuber melanosporum (Perigord truffle)
Lineage: Eukaryota; Fungi; Ascomycota; Pezizomycetes; Pezizales; Tuberaceae
Exons: 1
Coding region: 1-240 (79 amino acids)
Source: RefSeq, a predicted model, not a curated record
AUGGGGACGCGGUCGUCUGCCAUUUCCUAUAUUCAGCGCGAGGCAAGCCAGCACUAUACGACAGGCAAUGAAAUUAUUUGUUUCUUUCCUCCAUACGGCUCGGGAUAUAUAUACGUGAAGGGAAGACCCGCGGGAGUGAUGCCUCUAUUUUAUGCAUUUUCCCCCUACAGUGUUUUCGCUUUUUUCUUGAUUCUCUUAUUUUUUUUUAACGUUUUGGGCUUUUUCUUGCGUUUUUUGUAACCGAUAUAUGCUGUGUGUUUAAUAGCAUAUUUAUGCCACGAUUGAUUGAG